AAUAUAUUAAAUUGAUGUGGAUGGCAAUGGUCUGUUUUGGCAUUUAAGUAAUUAUUAUAAAAAAAGGGGAUAUUUAUGUAAUUAAAUGCAAUAAAAGUGCAUCUGGCUGCCGCUAAGAUUGGAACUUAGAACCCUACCUUGCCAGCCCAUCGGGCCCGCCGCCGUUAGAAACCCUACCGGGAUUUUAGUUGCCCUAUAAAAGUACAUUGAUCUGGGAGAUUUUCUCCUCCAUCUGCCUCUUCUGGGAAAAAUACACAGUUCAUUCUUCACGAUUCUUUGCAAUUGUCUCUCAAAAAAUAGAAAAAAGGGAGAAGAAUUCAGAAACUUUCAUGCAAAAAAUUAAGUGCUCAAGAUGACUUUCAUAGACAUUGUGGAUUUAUCUAGUGGGGAUGAACUUGUUGAGUUUGAUGUAAAACCAGCAAAGUUAAAAUCAAAUUUGGUUGGGAGCAUAAUGCAACAAGAAGAGAAUAAUAAAGCCCGCCUAUCUACGAGUCAAACAUCAACAACUAAAUGUGGAAGACAAGAAUUUGAUGAAAAUAGGAGCCCAAACGCUUGGAGCACUGGUCAUAGUAGCUCUAGUAUGUUGGAUCAAGCGCAUUCCCCAGUGGAUGACAUAGGCCUUUCUUCCUCAUCACCUAUAUGUCAAGCUCCAAUAUGUCGACAAUUUUGGAAAGCUGGGAACUAUGAUGGUGGCCUUAGUUCUAAAGUCACACUUCAAAAUGGGAAAAAUUGUCUGCAUGUUCAUCCCAUGUUCCUUCAUUCAAAUGCCACUUCGCAUAAGUGGGCCUUUGGUGCUGUCGCAGAACUGCUUGACAAUGCAGUUGAUGAGAUCCAAAACGGAGCGACUUUUGUUGCUGUGGAUAAAAUUUUGAAUCCAAGAGAUGAAAGUCCAGCAUUGUUGAUUCAAGGUGUUGUGUUUAUGCAACGUCUUCUACCAAAAUAUGAUGGUGAUGGGAUGGAUCCUGAGGCUAUGCGAAGGUGUAUGAGCUUUGGAUUUUCAGAUAAGAAUUCAAAUUCUGCAAUUGGACAAUAUGGAAAUGGCUUCAAGACUGGUACUAUGAGACUUGGUGCAGAUGUUAUUGUCUUUAGCCGCCACCUGGAUGAAAGGAUAUUGACUCAAAGCAUUGGCCUUCUUUCAUAUUCAUUCUUGACAAGAACAGGCUAUAACAGAAUAGUUGUACCUAUGGUUGAUUAUAAAUACAACACAUCAACGGGAAGUUUGGAAAUAUUGCAGGGUAGGGAGCAUUAUAUGUCUAAUCUUUCCUUGCUGUUGAAGUGGUCCCCUUAUUCAACUGAGGCAGAGCUUCUGAAGCAAUUUGAUGACAUUGGAUCUCAUGGGACAAAAGUUAUUAUCUACAAUUUAUGGUUUAAUGAUGAUGGGCAUGCAGAGCUAGAUUUCGAUUCAGAUCCUGAGGAUAUUUGCAUUAGUGGGGAUACAAAAAAAUUUGACACAUGUCCUGCUUGGAUACCCAUAAAUGAACAGCACAUUGGUAACAGAUUCCAGUACUCUCUCCGGGUAUAUUUGUCCAUCUUGUACUUGCAGAUACCGGAAAGUUUCAAUAUAAUACUGCGGGGGAAAGUUGUUGAGCACCACAGCAUUGCCAAUGAUCUCAUAUUUCCAGAAUGUAUCUUGUAUAAACCUCUAACUGGAGAGGGUCAAGUCAUUACUACUAUUGGAUUUGAUAAAGAAGCCCCUCUUGUACAGAUCCACGGAUUCAAUGUAUACCACAAAAAUCGUUUAAUUCGACCAUUUUGGCAGGUCUUGAGGUAUACACAAAGUAAGGGGAGGGGAAUUAUUGGUGUUCUGGAAGCAAAUUUUAUCAAGCCAACUCACAACAAACAAGAUUUUGAAGCAACUUCACUUUUCAGGAAACUUGAAGUUCGCUUGAAGGAAAUGGUAGGCGAAUACUGGGAUUAUCAUUGUGGAUUAGUUGGGUAUCAGCAGUACAAGAAGCCUAAAGCACCAACUAAAGCACAAGUUUCAAGUGGUGAACAACCAAUCAUAGCACAAGCUUCAAGUGGUGAACAACCAAUCAUAGCACAAGCUUCAAGUGGUGAACAACUUUUCCCAUUUAAUGAUGCUUCCACUGCUGUUUGUGCUUCAAAAGUGGCACUUGAGAGACCUGAACAAUCAAAUCCCAACUCCCAAAGCAGAUAUGGGCAAGGACAACAGCUGAAAAGGAAGGCACAUGGUGAUUUUGUGGAAGUUGAAAUGGUGAAAAGGCAGGGAGUGAAAGAAGUCAAUGUGGCUGAUCCUGGCCAGAAUCAGGGUAUUCAGCUUAUGAAUACUAGUGGACAACAGCUGGAAGACCAAGAAACCAUGCCUUUGAUACAAGAAAACAAGAAGCUCCGUGCAAAAUGCUUGGAAUAUGAAAAGGAGGAGGAAGAACUUCUUCUCAAGGUGAGUCAACUUAACAGUGAAAUAAAGGAGGUUGAAAAUGAAUACUCGAGGCUGUUGGCUGAAUUUCAGUCCCUAGAGCCAGCAAAGGAGGAAAAAGCUUGGUGUGACCAACAGUUCGUCAAUCACCAACAGGAUUUUACAGCAGAUCGGUUCUUGAACAUCCACCGGGAUUUUAUAGCAAGAUGAGUUGAUUGCAACUGAAAACGUGGUUAAUAUGAUAUAUAUAUAUAUAUAUAUAUAUGGAAAAUCAGGCUUCAUCUGUACAAGCUAUGCCUGGUGAUUUUUGACAUAUACACGGUGCAAAUUGUUUCUUUAUGCGAAACCAAAUUUUCAAAUUUUGGCACAGCUAACAUGAAAAAUUUUCAUUGUACAAGCUGUGAACUUAUGUGCAGUCAAAAGGUUCAUUUUUUUUGUUGCUGAGCAUUCUUGGUGUACAAAGUUACCAUGUAAUCAAAGGCUCACUUUCUUGCCCCCAACUUUCAGUGCAGAAGUUUGCCAAACUGUAUAUGCAAUCAAAGAUUCAUCUUCAUUCAUUUUUA
This is a messenger RNA of Ziziphus jujuba (common jujube), 2940 nucleotides long. Its product is annotated as protein MICRORCHIDIA 6. Gene Ontology annotation, cellular component: nucleus. NCBI's taxonomy places the organism in Eukaryota, Viridiplantae, Streptophyta, Magnoliopsida, Rosales, Rhamnaceae. The record is from RefSeq and is a predicted model, not a curated record. Bases 353 to 2587 code for a protein of 744 amino acids. Gene Ontology annotation, molecular function: ATP hydrolysis activity. The transcript is spliced from 21 exons.